UGGUGUUUCUUAGAGAAGACUGUUGGAAUUCCGAAUGGAAUGCAUAUCAUUUCUGGUGGCAACUCUGGAACAAAUAAAGGAAAAAUGCCCAUUGUCAUAUUCACUGCCUGGGAACCAGUACUCAUGUAGAACCAAAUUCAAAAAAGUGGUUGAUGUAUUAUGUAGUACAAAGAAGGUGAAAGAAAAUGAUUCAGAUGAAAUUGUAAAGGAGUAUUCUAAUUUCCUUGAAAACAUCCCAUGCGUUGCAUCUGAGAAAUUCACUGCCUUCAGUGUCAAUAAUGAUAGAGUUGAUGAACUGUUAGCUGGUUUGCUGAAAGAUGAUGAGAACUAUGCAAAAUUCUGGAAUGCUGUGCAGAUUUUGGUGUUACUGAGUCAUGGCCAAGCAGAUGUAGAAGAUGGGUUCUCUGUGAAUAAGGAGGUUGAAGUGGAGAACCUACAUGAGCAGUUACUAGUGACACAGAGACUUGUGUGUGAUUAUGUGGUAAAGGAAGGUGGUGUGACUAAAGUACCAAUAACUAAUGCUCUGCCGAUUUCUGCAGUUAUGUCAAGACAAAAGUACAAUAUCUACCUAGAAACGGAAAGAGAAAAGAUGAAAACAGAAGCACAACAAAGAAAGAGAAAGAAUGUUCUAGAAGAAAUAGAGGCCAUCAAGAAGAAGAAACUUAGGCUGAACCAGGACAUUCUCUCUCUCACAAAAUCAGCAGAUGAUUUGGCAGAAAAAACAGGCAACCUCAUCCUUGUAGUCAAGGAAGAAGUGCAAAGGAAAAACAACAGGAAUUAA
Molecule: messenger RNA, 781 nt
Organism: Limulus polyphemus (Atlantic horseshoe crab)
Lineage: Eukaryota; Metazoa; Arthropoda; Merostomata; Xiphosura; Limulidae
Exons: 2
Coding region: 35-781 (248 amino acids)
Source: RefSeq, a predicted model, not a curated record